AGUUAGUGUAAUUUAUAGCAAAACGAACAGAUUAACUGUAAAAUAUGAAAUAAAAAGAAAUAAGAAAGGGAGAGUGUUAGAGAGAAAGAGAAAGGGUGUUGCCAAAAUUUAGUAGUUAAUGCAGAGAAAGGGUGUUGCCAAAAUUUGCCCACCUUUAACACUUGUCUCUCAAUCCACACUCUUCUUUCACUACCCUUUGCAAAGUUCUUCUUUGUUGUUGUUGGUGGCGGUGUUAGAGUAAGUGAGUUUCCAAGGGAGAAAAAGAGAAAACAAAAAAAGGACCCAAGGGAUGUAAAGAGAGAAAGAGAGUGUUUUUUUUUUUUGGUGUUAUUCCAGAUGCUCUUUCAAUGGGGAAAAAUGAAGACCCAAAUCUACAGCAAAGAGAGCAGAGUCUUGAAUCAGGGAACAAUCAACGGCAUCCGGGAUUCUUGUGUGGGAGAUGUUGGAUGGUUUUGUCAAGGCUUUCAAAUGAGUUCAGUUUCAGAUGUGUUUUUGUUUUGUUUCUCGGUUUGUCGGUUUUGUUGCCUGGCAUCUUCUGGAUCCUUCCUUUUCACUUUAUAAAGUCUGGGUUUGAUGCUAAGCAAGCUAUUAAGCUCAGUGCCCCAGUUCAUGCAUACUUUACACUUCAGAAACCAGUUUCAGAGCUUGUUCAGCAUAUUAAAAAGCUAGAGUCUGAUAUCUAUGGAGAAAUAGGUGUUCCGGACACUAAGGUGGCUAUCUUAUCCAUGCACCAGUCAGGUGUGUCUAACUCUACUGAUGUGGUGUUUGGUGUUCUUUCCGAUCCCAUAAAAAGUCCAAUAAAUCCAGUAUCCCUAAGCUUGCUGAGAUCAUCUUUGAUUCAGCUGUUUCUCCAACAAUCCAAUCUGACUUUGACAACUUCAACUUUUGGGCAGCCUUCUAAGUUUGAGAUUUUGAAGUUUCCCGGUGGAAUCACUAUAAACCCAGUACAAUCUGCUUCCAUCUGGCAAAUAACACAGAUUCAAUUUAAUUUUACUCUUUAUAAUUCAAUAUCUGAAAUAGAGGACAAAUUAAUGGAGUUAAAGGAUCAGCUAAAAUAUGGACUGCGUCUGAGGUCUUUCGAGAAUUUGUUUGUGCAAUUAACAAACAAAAAUGGCUCCACAAUAUCUGCGCCAAUCAUAGUUCAGGCUUCAGUGAUGUCAGAUGAUUUUGGUAGCCUUCUGCCUCAGAGAUUAAAGCUGUUGGCUCAAACCAUCACAGACUCUCCUGCAAAGAAUCUUGGUCUUAAUAAUUCAGUCUUUGGUAAAGUUAAAAGCGUUAGCUUAUCAUCUUACCUGAAGGAUACACUUCAUGCUACCCCUCCCACUCCUUCACCAGCUCCAUCUCCAGGGCCAUCGAUUUCUCCGCGUACUACUUUUUUGCCGACUCACUCUCCAGUGUCAUCACCCAAGAAUCAUCAUCUUCCACCUCGUCCUAAGUGGAAAGCUUUUUCUCUAUCUGUUCGUAGUCCUCUGCAUUCACCAGGUCCUGGAAUUGGUCCCUACCCUUCUUUUCCUCCUUCAAGAUCUCCUGCACCUUAUAAUGCAGUGACUCACCCCCCUCCACCAUGUCCAUACUCUCGUCCUGCGCUUCCGCCAAGCACUUCACCAAGAUCUCAUUCUAACCUAAUUUCUAACCACCCACCUCUAAUGAGUCCCCAAUCACAGUUGUCCCCAGAUCUACCACCUUUACCUUCAGUGUCUUACGGAUCUCAUCCAGGCCAGGGUAUGGACAGUAUGAAAGGCCCAGUUUCUGCAACACUUGCUCAGUCUCCAUCUGCACAAUCUCCAUCAUCUAUAGCAGUUGCUGUUCUCCCGAAGGAAUUCUGGUUAAUGGGAUUUUUAGGAUUCUUGAUCUUUCAUCUCCUUUAAUGAUCAAUGACUUAUGAUAGAUGAUGUUCAUUUCCCAAUUUUGAUAUGGUAAGGAUGGUUGAAGCACCUGUGAAAAUUUUCCAAGUUUUUCCUUUUCCUUCAAGCAAGCAAUGUAUAAAUGAGAUGGAAGAUGAACUGCUGGUCAAAGCCAGAAAGUUGGCAGGCCACUCAUCUCAUGAUGUCAUGACCAUAAACGCAUGACCAAAAGAAGCAGGCAUCACCUCGCAUGUUUCAUGAAGAACAAUCUGUAUAUUGACUCAAGUGUAAAGAAUAUGCUGGUUCUUUUUUGAGCAACUAUAAUGUCAUGUGGAAAUGUAAAAACAAAUGGUUUAUAGUACUGAAUGAAAUAUAAGAAAGAGUAUAUAUUUUUUGUGGAUUCAGCAUGUUGAAUA
Durio zibethinus is the source of this 2260-nucleotide messenger RNA. NCBI's taxonomy places the organism in Eukaryota, Viridiplantae, Streptophyta, Magnoliopsida, Malvales, Malvaceae. The record is from RefSeq and is a predicted model, not a curated record.